CCAUCCUAUAAAUAAUCUGAAGAGACUUCAACGGUUUCUCCAAAAAAAAAAAACAAAAAAAAACACCUAUCAAACUUCAGAUUUUUGUAUUUUUCCCACUUUGAGUCUUAUCAAACCACUAAACGAUAUUUUCUAUGGAUAUGGUGUCAAGUCAGUGGACAAGGUCGGAGGAUAAGAUGUUCGAGCAAGCUUUGGUGCUUUUCCCUGAAGAAUCUCCCAAUCGUUGGGAGAUAAUCGCCGACCAGCUUCAGAAAUCGGCUGGUGAAGUUAAGGAGCAUUACGAGGCCUUGGUGCAUGAUGUCAUCGAGAUUGAGUCCGGCAGAGUCCAUGUCCCGUACUAUAUGGAUGACUCGGCGGGUUGGGACACGACAGGAUGGGACACGUUUGGGUCUAAACACGGAGAGAACGAACGGAAAAGAGGAACUCCUUGGUCGGAAAGCGAACACAAGCUGUUUCUGGUAGGAUUAAAGAGAUAUGGUAAAGGAGACUGGAGGAGCAUAUCGAGGAACGUGGUGGUCACGAGGACGCCUACGCAAGUCGCGAGUCAUGCUCAGAAAUAUUUUAUCAGACAGAACUCGGUGAAGAAAGAGAGGAAAAGGUCGAGCAUACACGACAUCACUACGGUCGAUACUGGCUUAGCCAUGCCUGGUUCUAACAUGGACUGGAAUCGGCAGCAGGGGAGUCCUGUUCAGCCUCAGCAGCAGCAACAUAUCAUGUCGGAAUUUGGUCAGCAAACGACUCCAGGUGGUCAUUUUGAGGAUCUAGGUUUUGGUAUGUGAUGAACCAA
Messenger RNA from Raphanus sativus (radish), 787 nucleotides. Its product is annotated as transcription factor DIVARICATA. The transcript has 2 exons. The record is from RefSeq and is a predicted model, not a curated record. Gene Ontology annotation, molecular function: DNA binding. NCBI's taxonomy places the organism in Eukaryota, Viridiplantae, Streptophyta, Magnoliopsida, Brassicales, Brassicaceae. The coding region runs from base 135 to 779 and encodes 214 amino acids.